Molecule: messenger RNA, 1581 nt
Organism: Paramecium octaurelia
Lineage: Eukaryota; Ciliophora; Oligohymenophorea; Peniculida; Parameciidae
Source: the annotation of a GenBank genome assembly
AUGUCACAAAUCUCUAAUGUUCAAUGUUUAGAACACUUUGAAUAAGUAUAAUUUUUAGAUCUAAGAUAAAAUAUUUUAAAAGGAGAUAGAGCGAAAUGUUGUAAAUGCUAACUAAUAAAUCCGACUUAUAUAGAAUAAGCUUUUUAAAAAUGGAUUUAAAAAACUCAAGAUGAAAUUCAAUACAUUUAUACGGAAUUUUAGGAUUACCUUAAUCCACUCAAAUUAUUUUAAGAGUAGAUGAGAUAAACUUAAAAAUCAUUCGAUUAAAAUUGUGAGCACAUAAUAAAUGAAAUAGAUUAUUUAAUCAGAGGUAUAAAUUAUGAUAAAAAUCAAAAAAUUAAAUAUUUGCAAUUUUUUGGUGAGAAUAUUUCAUUGUCCAUCUUAUAAGAGAUGGCUGAAUUAAUGAGUGAAAAGGCUCCAAUAUUGAAACAAUCCAAAAGAGAUGUACAGUUAUAUAUAAAAUUGAAACUUAUAAUAAAUUUUGCAAAAUAGGUAAUGAUUGAAUAAUAAAACUCUGUUAUACAAUUAGUUAAAUAGCAAUAGUAAGCCAAGGAAAAAAUUGAAACUUUUAAAGAUAUAUAUCUAUAACAUAAAUCGCAAUAUUAAUAUACAGAAACAAAAAAUAUUUACAAUAUUAAAUAAUUUGAAGUUUGUAGAGUUAUUACUUUUAAUAAGGAUGAUAGUAUAAUGUUAGCAGGAAGCAACUCUGAUAUAAAAGUAUGGAAUUUCAAUAAUGGAAAAGUAACUGAGAAUUAAACUUUAACCGGGCAUAUUGAUGAUGUUAUUUCUUUGACUUUUAGUUUGAAUUAAGAUCUAUUUAUAUCUGGAGGUAGUUGGAAAGAUAUGAAAAUCAUAAUUUGGAGAAAGCAUAAUGAUUUAUGGAAAUACACUUAAAUUAUGGACUAUCAUAAGGGAUAUGUUCCUUAGAUCUUAUUGAAUAAAAAUGACAGUGAAUUAAUUUCAUGUAGUUCUGAUUAAACUAUAAUUGUGUGGAAAACAUCUUUAAAUGUAUGGAAAUUAGAACAAAAAUUAGCAAAUCAUGAAGGAACUAUAUAUGGAAUGAGCCUAAAUUACAGUGAAAAUUAUUUAGUCUCUUGUGGCAAAGAUAAAUCAGUAAUUGUUUGGAAAAAACAAAAUAAUAUAUGGAAAUAUUAUCAAAAAAUAACUCAUGAUAGCUAUGCAUUUCGAAUAACUUUUGUUGAUGAUGACUCUUUUUUAUUUUAGCUAAACAAUGAAGGAUUUAUAAGAUUGUAUUCGAAUUAGUCUCAAGAAAAAUUUCAAGAGAGUUUGGAAUAGCGAAUUACUGUUUAAGAUAAAGAAGAUCCUUGGUUGCUUUUUCCUGCAUUUUAUAAUGUUGAAAAAAAACUGGUCAUUCAAAAAUAAAACCAAUUUGUAAAUCUUAUUAUCAAUUAAGACAAUGGUACUUUAAAUAUUGUUAAUACUAUAUAAUGUGAAAGUCAUUAAAAUAACGGUGCACUUUCUAAAAGCGGAAGGUUCCUUGCAAUUUGGGAUAGUUCACCAAUAAUGGAAGGUGAUGGGAUAAUUAAAAUAUAUGAGAUAGUAUAUUCAAAUAGAGAAUGA